Morchella importuna is the source of this 1572-nucleotide messenger RNA. RefSeq lists its product as uncharacterized. The transcript has 4 exons. Bases 1 to 1572 code for a protein of 523 amino acids. The record is from RefSeq and is a predicted model, not a curated record. Gene Ontology annotation, biological process: protein quality control for misfolded or incompletely synthesized proteins. Gene Ontology annotation, cellular component: mitochondrion; cytoplasm. Gene Ontology annotation, molecular function: ATP hydrolysis activity; ATP binding. NCBI's taxonomy places the organism in Eukaryota, Fungi, Ascomycota, Pezizomycetes, Pezizales, Morchellaceae.
AUGCUCGCCACACAGCAACGGCUCCUUGCCCGCCGCCUCAGCUCAGUAGCCACAACAACAGCAACCCCGUCACGAGCGCUGCUACUCCUACGAUGUAGUAGUAGUAAAAGAAGUGUUUUUGCUGUGGGCCCACAGAGAACACCGACGGCGGCGGUUGUAUGUUUCCAGCCACGCCGCGGCAUUGCAACGGGGCCAAAUGGGCAGAGGAGGGGGAUGAUGUCGGCGAUGGCUGAAGUGGAGGAGGAGACGGCCGACGAUUUUGGGACUCAGGGUGUGAUCAAGGGCCCAAUAGACCAAUACCAGCGCUGGGUCUCAGAAGGAAAGCUACGAGACGAUGAAUACCAGAGAGGCAUCGUAAUGAACCUCCAAAAGCUCCACGACGACCUCCAAAGCUACCAGCCCCCCACCGUCGUCCGCCCCACCCUCGACUCCCUAACCCCGCCCCCACCCCGCUCCUUCCUCUCCUCCAUCUUCUCCGGCCCCCCACCCCCACCCGCCACCACCGUGAUCCCAGAAAACACGCCAAAGGGCCUCUACCUCUUCGGUGAAGUCGGCUCCGGCAAGACCAUGCUCAUGGACAUGUUCUACCACACUCUCCCCGCACACAUCACUUCCAAGACCCGCAUCCACUUCCACGCAUUCAUGCAAAACAUGCACAAGCGCCUGCACACCCUCAAAACCACCCACGGGGCCGACAUGGACGCAAUCCCCUUCGUCGCUGCCGACAUCGCCGCCGCAUCCAGCGUCCUCUGCUUCGACGAGUUCCAGUGCACGGACGUCGCAGACGCAAUGAUCCUCCGCCGCCUCCUCGAGGCCCUCCUCUCCCACGGCGUCGUCGUCGUCGCGACAUCGAACCGCCAUCCAGACGACCUCUACAAGAACGGCAUCCAGCGAAAUAGCUUCCUCCCUUGCAUCGCUCUCCUAAACACAAAACUCACAGUCAUAAAUCUCACCUCCCCCACCGACUACCGAAAGCUCCCGCGGCCAGCGUCCGGCGUCUACCACCACCCGCUCGGGGCCGACGCAGUCGCGCAUGCGAAUAGGUGGUUCACGUACCUUGGCGACCCGGCGGACGCGCCGGGACCGCGUAGCCACACGAUCUGGGGAAGGGAGGUGAGGGUGCCGAUGGCGAGUGGGCGCGCGGCGAGGUUUAAGUUUGCAGAGCUGUGUGGGAGCGCCACGAGCGCGGCGGAUUAUCUGGAGCUCUGUAGGCAUUAUGGCGCGUUUGUGGUCGAGGACGUGCCGGCGAUGGAUCAUAAGAGUAGGGAUCUUGCGAGGAGGUUUAUCACGUUUGUGGAUGCGGUUUAUGAGAAUAAGGCAAAAUUGGUACUCACGACCACCACCCCGCUGCACCAGCUCUUUGUCUCGGAGGCGGAGAUGAAGGCGGCGGCCGACGAGGAGGGCGCGGACCUCGACGGCGCGAUGAGGAGCUUGAUGGAUGAUCUAGGGCUGAGCAUGAAGAUGCUGAAGGACAGCUCCAUCUUCAGCGGCGAUGAGGAGCGGUUCGCGUUUGCGAGGGCGCUGAGCAGACUUAGCGAGAUGGGGAGUGUGAUGUGGAUUGAGAGGGAGUAG